Molecule: messenger RNA, 1242 nt
Organism: Asparagus officinalis (garden asparagus)
Lineage: Eukaryota; Viridiplantae; Streptophyta; Magnoliopsida; Asparagales; Asparagaceae
Exons: 5
Coding region: 1-1242 (413 amino acids)
Source: RefSeq, a predicted model, not a curated record
AUGUUGAAACCAUGGAGCAUUGAUGCUGAUUUAGAUAAGAUGCAGGACUUUUAUUAUCCUAUGUGGGUGCAAUUUUCAAACUUAAGAUUAAACUUAUGGAGCUCAAUAGGCAUCAGUAAAGUUGCUAGUCUUAUUGGAAAUCCUAUUUCAACUGACAAACUCACGGCAACUAGACAGAGAUUGAGCUAUGCAAGAGUUUUGUUAGAGGUGAAAUUACCUUUGAAAGAACCCUUACCUGAUCAGUUUAAUAUCCAAGGGCUUGAUGGAACAAGCUAUACCCAAACAGUAAUAUAUGAAUUUAAACCUAAGUGGUGUUCAUUGUGUAGCAAAAUUGGUCAUGACAUAGAGCAGUGUAGAAGAAUUAAAACUAAAAAGAUAUGGGUUCCUGUUAUUAGACAGGCUGCACAGGUAACUGCUAUUCCUGAGCUUGUUAAGGAAUCUGAUGUUAUUCCUGAGCUUGAUAAGGAAACUUCUGUUCGGCAAGGUUAUAUAGCAUGUAUUAAUAUUGGUCCUAUUGAGCAUGAUGUGGAAAAAGUAGUUCUUCUGCAAGUUUAUUCCUCAACUCCGAUUGUCAAUGCAUUUGGAUUUUCCAGUAUUAAUAGAGCUAAUCUAGCAAGGAGAGCUUCUAUAGCCAAUCCUGAAUUUUCAGUUCAAGAAAUAACAUCAACUGAACAAUAUAUUACCUGUUCUAUUAAUUCCAGAGAUGGUAAAUUCUCCAGCUUAUGUACUAUUGUCUAUGCUCUUAACCAAAUGACUAACAUGAGAAUUCUUUGGAGAGAUCUUCUAACAUUUAAAAACAAUGUCAAUGGUCCCUGGAUUAUUGGAGGGGACUUCAUUGCAAUUACUAGCUAUGAUGAGAAGAUUGGAGAUGCUGAAGCUAGAAUCUGGUCCAGAUUAGACAGAUAUUUGGUUAAUGAAGAUUGGAUUCAUCUAUAUACAAUUAGUCAAGUAGAGUAUUUGUUGCCUAGCUGCUCAGAUCAUUCUCCUGCUCUCCUAGCUAUUGAAGAUUAUGUCAUAGAAGUCUCUACAAAUAAUCCUGAACCAGUGGUGAUUUCUAAUGGCCCUCUUCUUUCCUAUGAUCAAAGACAUGCUUUAAGCCUUCCAGUUACAAGAAAUGAGAUAAAACAAGUUAUCUUCUCUAUGCCAAAUGACAAAAGUCCAGGCCUGGAUGGUUAUAGUGCUUUGUUCUUCAAAACUUCUUGGAGUGUCAUUAGUGAAGAACUCUUCUCAGCAGUUGAAUAA